Messenger RNA from Labrus mixtus (cuckoo wrasse), 965 nucleotides. RefSeq lists its product as uncharacterized. The record is from RefSeq and is a predicted model, not a curated record. The transcript is spliced from 6 exons. The coding region runs from base 330 to 926 and encodes 198 amino acids. NCBI's taxonomy places the organism in Eukaryota, Metazoa, Chordata, Actinopteri, Labriformes, Labridae.
UCAUGCUCUCUCUCUCCUCUCCACAUUUCCUGUCUCUCUUCAGCUGUCAUAUCCAAUUUCAGGAUCUUUAUUCUUUUCCACCCAUUGUUAAAAAUGUAAUCUUCUCCCAUGUAGUCUCACUAAGCUGUCUCUCUGGGUGUCAUAGCGCGGCUCUGCCAGCAGGUGGCGCCUGCGCAGAGAGCGCUGCUCCUCCUCUCUGAGAGUCUGUUCAGCAUCUUCUAUCUGCUCUCCUCACUCGGUGCAGUCAGCCCGCUGCGUGGACUCAGUCGAUGCUUUCUAGUUCAGAAGUGUUUGUUUGACAUUUUCAGAGCUGAGUUUGGAUUUAAAUCAUGGAAGCAGAGAGAAAAUCCUCUCAGCUGUGCGGCUCCUCUGAGAGAACACAGGUGGACGGAGAGACGGAGACAUCAGCGGAGGACGUCGUUUCGAUGGCCGACUCCACGAUCACCGUCGAGGACAUCGAGGGAGAGCUGGGCAAAAUCGUGCGGAUACGAGACAUCCUGGUACGGAGAGAGUCAGAGCUCAGAUACAUGAUGGACGACAUCCAGCUCUGCAAGGAAAUCACCAGACUGAAGACGGAGCUGCAGAAACUCGUCUCCAUUCCAGACGGAGAGAAGUCGAGGGAGGACAGGGAGCGAGAGGACGAGCUGCUGCAGCAGAUCAACAAGCUGGUGGAGACCAGAGACUUCCUGGUGGACGACGUGGAGUUUGAACGUCUGAGGGAAAGAGAGGAGGACAGAGAAAUGGCCGCCUUCUUACACUCCAAAUUCCCAAAGAAGUUACCUGGAAAAGGCGCCGUCAGAGAUCAAAUUGUGGUGUCCAAAUCUCAGCAGACAUCGGCGCCGUUGAUCACAAGAACUGGACUGACAGUAAGAACUGGACUGACAGUGAUGAGAGACUGCUGCGGAUUCACCUGCUCCGUCAUGUGACACUGUGCUGUGUGUGUGUGUGUGUGUGUGUGUGUGUGU